CUUGAACUUCAUUUCACCACUGCUAAGGCAACAUAACAAACCCUUGACAAUUUAAAACUACAUCACCGCAAUUUAAGUGCAAGGAUUUUAGUGUAUGUGUAAAAUGUUGUGAUUAUAUCAUUUAAAAUAAAAACUGUGCUUGUUGGUGCUCUUAAAUUAAAUCAAGCGUUCAAAAUGAAGACUAAAAUGCAAACGAUAUGGCUACUAGUCACCAUUUUGAUUAUCAAUAAAGUUUGCUGUCAAGAUGGACUCAGUGACCAAGAUUUUUAUCGGCUUCAACAAUACUCUAAUAAUGAUGCUCAAACUGAAGCUGUUACCGGUUAUAAUACUAAUAUUAUGCAAAGAGAACAACACAAUCAACCAAUGACUUCUGUUGGUGUACAAUACUUAAGCGACGAGAACAAUGGGGAUUAUAACCGAGGAGAUCGUAGUAAAGGUAGAAAAGUUUACAGGAUAAAAAAUCCAUUUCAACAACAACAGGAGGAAGAUACGCCAUCUCAAGAUAGCAACACCCAAGACAGUGAAACUGGAGCUAGUAACCAGUAUACGGCUAUGCAAUAUUCCCUACCACCUGAAGAUUUCUUGCAACGAAUGCGUGCAGAAAGUCCAUACAACCAGCAACAACAGUUAAGUACUCCAGUUUCAGCGUCACCCUAUUCAGCUACCCCACAACCGCAGUAUCAAUAUUCGACAAUUCAACCUUCGAAUUAUGAUAUAAAUCAACAAUCUAAUCAGAUAUCGUCUCUCGAACCGAAAGCAUAUACACCAGUUUAUCAAUCGAAUAUAAAUUCAUUUCAGUACAGUAACCCGAAUUUAUAUAGUUUGGAUAAUGCACAUAGUACACCCAUUCCACCCUAUAUGUCUACCCCAUUACCAAAUACUCAGUACUUAGGGACUCCUGUAAAUACCUAUGUAUCAAGUUCGUCUCCGAUUUACCUAUCUAGCCCUCAAAAUGUGCAACAGUAUAUGUCUUCUCCUAACACAAAUACUCAAUCAGGAGUUUUGGAUUACAAUAAUAACAGAGUAACUACUAUAGGUAGCAACUAUGAAACCAAUAAUGAUAUAAAUAAAAGGAGGCAAAUUGAUCAUUAUGACAAUUCCGCCAUAGGAGUAAGAUAUCCCACAAAUAUUCAAAAUCAAUAUCAAAAUCAAAAUGAUUAUACACCAUCAACAGUCACACCUACUAUAUCGACUUAUUCCGAAUCGUGGCAAAAUUCUAUGAAUACUGGCUAUAACGCAUUGUCGAAAUCAGAAAAUGAGUAUCUGCAAACACAAUAUCAAAAUUUAAGAUACAAUAAUAACCAGAAAGACAGACAAGAAACAAACUCAGAAGGAUCUAAUAGUGAUACACAUCGUAUCGGCAGUAUGCCCUCCGCCAAUAAUGUAUAUUUAAAUUAUAUUCAACCUGAUUAUCAAUUUUAUAGUAACAUUAAAAGUCAAAGUAGGGAUUCUGAACCAGAGACAAGUAAAUCAGAAGUUUAUUCACAUGGUGACUAUGGAUGGAAAUUGUCUGAUAAAAAAUCAUAUGAGCCAGAUAUAUCUACUAAAAAUAAUUAUUUUAAAUAUCAAAUACAUAGUGUGCAACCGGAUUCCGGCGCGGUAAGCCAAGUGAGUUUCCAAAUGGACUCUAGCAAACCUUAUAAUUAUGAACCAAAUGCUAAGGCUGUAACGGAAAAUAAAUUAGAAUCAGAAGAUUUUGCUAGAGCAGCUGCAAAAGCACACGAAAAGUACAAACAACAACUAGAAGCUGGUAAAUAUAUAUCAAAUUCUCAAUAUAACAAUAAUGGUUUAAGCAAUUCGUUUGGUGUCAAUUCGUAUUAUAAUAAUGAUAACAUAAAACAAAAUAACAAAUUGUAUAAUUCUAAUGUUUAUGGAAAUUCACAAUCAGAAUCCGUUACGUCAACACCAUUUUAUUACAUAAAUUCUAGGGACACUUUAGAUAGUAGAACGAAACAACCUUUUGACCACGAUAAAGCUUUAAAAAAUAUCGUUUCUAUUGACAUGUCCAACGUUGUUCAAAAUUCAGAUUCAUCUGCAAAGACUGAUACUGAUACAAGUAACAGAUUUAAUUUUUACGGACACAAUAAAGAUACCGAUGAACAAAACUUUAAACAGUAUUCAAGGCCGGGUGAUUCAUUUUACGGAGAUAAAAACAAUAUUUAUACGAUUAAAUCAAAACCAGAUGAUUAUAUAAGUUUGGAUAAACUUAAACAAUUAGAAUAUGGAAAGCAUCAAUUGGCCGAAUCGUUUUAUAAUCUUGGGUCAGGAAAUAAACGUUUUGUAGACGAAGCGACACAAAACUUUGCAAAGCAGAUAUCAAACAAUCAAGAUAAUGCUCAAUCAUCAGGAAAUAUUAAUCAACAAGGUUUACAGAACUCGCAAAUAUCAUCCGAUAUUGCCAAUAUAUUAAAAUUUAAUGACAUACCGUACCGCUUAACACAAAGCUUAAAUUCUAAUUCGCAAUAUCUUCGUAACAACAACUUUGAUCAAAGUAAUAUUCCAUCACCUUUGCCUGUACGAAUCAAUCAAAAUGUAGAUAAUCAUCACAUAGAUGUUACAGCAGAAAUUCUUAGUAAAUUGAUGUCAAAUAAUAAACCAACUAACUUUAAAAUUAACAGACCUGAUACUGAUUCGCAGUCUGGUAAUUUAAUAUCAACAAUAAAUGGUUUUAAAGUUGCUAAUCCAUUCAACGUUGAUCUCAAAUUAGUUGCAGAUAUGUUAAAAGGAAAAACGGCCAUUGAUGAGAGUCAGAUGACAUCAUUUCGGGAAAUUAAUAAGCCUUUACCUAUGAAACUGGAUAUUUCGCAAUUACAGGAACUUCUUCAGCUCAAAAACAAUCAUAACGCUAUGGCCCUUAAUAAUGGUCUUAAUUCAUUUAGUAAUUCCUUUUUUGACGUUUAUAAUAGUGGGCGACCUCCUUACCAAGGUGUUAAAUAUUCACGAAGCGAAGAAGAACCAGAAAACAUUCAAAUAGCAGACUCUUCGAAUAAUCAUCCAAUAGGAGCAGUUAUAGAACAAGACGAUGUAGUUGCUGGAGAAAUAAUAUCUGAUGGUUCUGAAUCGGCAGAGGAUAGUAAUUCAUCGAAUUCAGACGACGAUAGACCAAAAAAUGCCCUUAUUAGUUCUGGUCAUAGAGGUUCAGGAGACAGGCAUAGACAGAUGAGUACAUACUCUAGUCGUUAUUCCUAUAAACGGAAAUAUCCUAAGUCAGAAUUUGAGGAACCGUACCCACUUCUUAAGCCCCCUCCUCCUCACUCUUCACGUCAUCGCCAAGUACAGAAAGUGGAAAAAAGCCGACGACGAAGAGUGAUAAAACCUAAAAUGCUAAGAGUUUUUAAAACUGAACCUUUAUAUGAAGCUGGUACUUCUAUAGAAGAUGAUAUAAAGACGACACAUUUAAAACAUGUACAUUUGAUGGCAGAGGAUAAAUCAGAUACAUUAAAUGAAGAAGAGACAGUCUAAUUCUUUAUUUAUAUAAUAAGAUUUUCUAA
Molecule: messenger RNA, 3491 nt
Organism: Vanessa tameamea
Lineage: Eukaryota; Metazoa; Arthropoda; Insecta; Lepidoptera; Nymphalidae
Exons: 2
Coding region: 175-3462 (1095 amino acids)
Source: RefSeq, a predicted model, not a curated record